AUGUCGAAGACGCCCAUCCCACUCACUCAUGGCAAAGACACGCUCCUAGAACCCGUUGCCCGUUUAAAUGGUCACGUUUUCGAUACCGACCCAGUUGUUACAUACAUGUUACUCGAAAUGUCGGAAGAGGAACGCCUGGCAUAUCUACCCACCUACUGGUCUACACUAGUCAAGUCGGCAUUACUGAAUGACGCGAUCAUUACCGAGGCAGAUGGCUGGAAAGCGGCAUCUGUGCUUGUACCCCCGGGGAAAUACAUUGAUAAUGCGUGGAAGCUACUGUAUGCUGGGUUUCUCAGUGUUCUGUGGAGGAUUGGUUUCUCGGGUCUCAAGGAGCGUCUUUGGACAGAGUUCUCUGGUAUGACAGACAAUGCGAAAAAGAAAGGUCUGCAUGGUCAGAAGCUAUACUACUAUAUUUUCAGCAUUGGGACUGAGCAUGAACAUCGAGGAAAAGGCCUUGCAAAGGCUAUCAUGAGACAGCAUCAGAAGACGGCUCGAGCUGAGGAUGUCCCCAUCUGGCUUGAAGCGACGAGUCCAAGCUCCCGCGAUUUAUAUCUCUCGUUGGGAUUCCAGGAAAUUGAAGAAAUCAUUCUUGGGAAAGGAAAAGUCAAUGCAGAUGCAACUAGACAGUCAGGUGGGUCUGGGGUACCUCUUUAUGCGAUGGUUUGGUGGCCAAAAGGGACUAAUGCUGCAUUGUGA
This is a messenger RNA of Penicillium malachiteum, 696 nucleotides long. Its product is annotated as GNAT family N-acetyltransferase. NCBI's taxonomy places the organism in Eukaryota, Fungi, Ascomycota, Eurotiomycetes, Eurotiales, Aspergillaceae. The transcript is spliced from 4 exons. The record is from RefSeq and is a predicted model, not a curated record. Gene Ontology annotation, molecular function: acyltransferase activity, transferring groups other than amino-acyl groups. Bases 1 to 696 code for a protein of 231 amino acids.